GGCAGCGGGGCAGCGGAGCCGGCGGCGCUCAGGCUGGGCUUGGUCAUAUCCCAGUGACUGGAGAUUCAAGGUCACUAUGGCCACGCAAGAGAAGUCCAGUUACACCAAACAACAUGAGGAUUCCUGUCAUUUCCCUGAGAUUAUUGAACUCAAUGUGGGUGGUCAGGUGUAUAUCACUCGCUAUUCUACUUUGGUCAGUAUUCCUGGUUCCACACUCUGGGAAAUGUUCAGUGAAAAGAAUCCGUGCUCCCUGAUCCAGGACAACAAGGGGAGAUUCUUCGUUGAUCGGGAUGGUUUCCUCUUUCGCUAUGUGUUAGACUACAUGAGAGAUCAGCAAGUGGUGCUUCCUGAUCACUUCCCAGAGCGGGGUCGACUCCAGAGAGAAGCAGAAUACUUCAAGUUACCAGAGCUUGUCAAGAUGCUGACUCCUAAAAUGAACACACUCAAUUCAGUUGACAACAGCCUAUGCCAAAGUGACCUAGAUGAGCUGUCUCCCAACAGUGACACUAUAUAUAAUCUCUCUUCGAGCAAUGUCAUCCGAGUAAGUGGUUCUGUCAACCCUCUAGCUCUGACAAUCGGAACUGGUUCUGAUCUUAAGAAAGCAGGUUUCAUCACUAUUGGCUACCGAGGCUCUUAUACUUUGGGUCGGGACAGUCAAACAGAUUCUAAGUUCCGCCGUGUGGCCCGAAUCAUGGUGUGUGGUAAGAUCUCAUUGGCCAAAGAAGUAUUUGGAGAUACUCUGAAUGAAAGCAGAGAUCCUGACCGCCCUCCUGAGCGAUACACUUCUCGCUAUUACCUCAAAUUCAACUUUCUGGAACAAGCCUUUGACAAGCUAGCUGAUGCUGGCUUCCAUAUGGUAGGAUGCAACUCCACUGGCGCCUGUGCUGGCACCCACGACCAGACAGAUGAUAAGAUCUGGACAUCUUAUACUGAAUAUGUUUUCUACCGUGACUGACUUUGAAAAGUCACCAGAAUUCAAACCAAAAAGCCAGCUCUGCCUCCACUUUCUGCUCCUGCAUUUAGAUCUUCUUAUAGAAACUGACACAUUAUGCUUAGACCUUGAAUUCUGUGUUUAAUCUUGGACGAUGUAAUUACUUUUACCAUAACUUAUAAAAUCCUUUUUGGUACCCUUCUUUCUUACACAUCAUCCCAUUUUAUAUGGCUUCUAGUCUUCUGUGGAUUGCGGAGUUGGAUGCUAUUCAGAAAAAGUAUUCAAUAGGUAGGCAUAUGUACACACACAUACUAUAGACAAUAGAGAAGUAUUUGUUGGCAAAUGCACAUAAAACUGCCACAGAUUCUGUUAGUUGAGAAAUGAUGAGCAGUGGUUUUCAUAUACUUUAUUAGCACCAUAUUGUGAAUUUGCUUAACUAUGUUGUAAUUUGUACUCACUUAGGUAAAGUCCUUUACUCAUAUAUACUCAUAGUGAAUCAUAUUCUAUAGCAAAUGUGAAUACAUAUACAUAUGUAUUUUCUUUAUCUUUUAUUCUCUCUCUCUCUCUCUCACACACACACACACACACGUUAUUGUUCUUACCAGACUGAAUAGAAGAAGGUGACAAAAGUCAUCCAGGAAAGGCCAACCAAUUCUUUAAAUUACCAAUUAUUUCUAAUAGUAAAAAGGGAAAAAUUACAUACACAAUUAUUCCCAAGGAUAAAACAAUUAUUGUUUAAAUUGCUUUUACUUGAAAAGGUUACUAAUAUAGUGAGUAUCAUGAUUGUUACACACACACAUAACCAAGUAUGC
Messenger RNA from Ochotona princeps (American pika), 1743 nucleotides. Its product is annotated as BTB/POZ domain-containing protein KCTD12-like. Gene Ontology annotation, molecular function: protein binding. Gene Ontology annotation, biological process: protein homooligomerization; regulation of G protein-coupled receptor signaling pathway. The coding region runs from base 77 to 955 and encodes 292 amino acids. Lineage: Eukaryota; Metazoa; Chordata; Mammalia; Lagomorpha; Ochotonidae. The record is from RefSeq and is a predicted model, not a curated record. The transcript has 2 exons.